Molecule: messenger RNA, 1751 nt
Organism: Strongylocentrotus purpuratus (purple sea urchin)
Lineage: Eukaryota; Metazoa; Echinodermata; Echinoidea; Camarodonta; Strongylocentrotidae
Gene: lrrc58
Product: leucine-rich repeat-containing protein 58
Exons: 3
Coding region: 306-1409 (367 amino acids)
Molecular function (GO): protein binding
Source: RefSeq, a predicted model, not a curated record
UAAGACUAAGUAAUCGUAAUUAUAUCAGACUGAAAUUGCCAUCGGUGUCUUUGUGAGUUUCAAUGUCGGAAUCUCCUUUCCUGUAAGUGCCAGCUUAGAUCAGAGAUCAGACUGUCGUCGAUCAAACUACAUUUUACCUCUCUUUAAUUUGUUAGUCGACUUUCUGCACACAUUUUGACAAUGGAUUUUCACUCGAGAGCUGGCAAAGCGUCAAGUUAGGACGAGAACGGAGCUGAGGUCGCGCCGUUAGCUAGUAAGCUACAGUGACGCUGCAAAACUGAGCCGAGAGACGGGCGAGGCGAGGAAUGCGAAGAACGCUUCGUUCGAAGCGGUCUGGCAUGUCGGAAACAGAGUCGAACAACGAUCCUAGAGUAGCCAUGUAUUCCCGACAAGGCAUUGAUGUUUUCCCAUUUGACGACAUAAUUGAGCACAAGGAGAGGCUAGCAAUCAUCGACGUCAGUAGGAAUAAUAUAGCCACUAUUCCUGCAAGCAUAAAUAAUUUUGUGAACAUAAUCGAGCUGGACUUGAGCACGAACAGAAUUGUAAAACUGCCAGACGAGUUGUUACAAUUAAAACAUUUGCGAAUCCUCACAUGCAAAAACAAUCAUUUGAACGGUGACUCUUUGCCCAAAGACUUUGGAUCAUGUCCAGCAUUACAAACUCUCAAUUUUAGUGGCAAUUUGUUUCUAAACUUCCCAGUGCAGUUGACUGAAAUAUCUUCGUUACGGGUCCUUCACAUGGGCGGUAACCGAAUGAGAGAUAUUCCACCAGAAAUUGAAAAGCUAGUUAGAUUAGAGCAUCUGUAUCUGGGUGGUAACCAUCUUGUCACUCUUCCACCAAAUGUUGGUAACCUUCAAAAACUACUCUCCCUGGUGCUCUGUGACAACCGUCUUGCAUCUCUCCCAGCUGAACUGGUCCAACUCAAGCAGCUACGAUCCUUGAGUCUUCAUAACAAUCACCUGACAAUCCUUCCCCCAGAGAUCAUCACACUCACGGAGCUGUGUGAGCUCAGCUUGAGGGGUAACCCACUGGUUGUUCGCUUUGUUCGUGAUCUGACAUGGAACCCACCUACCCUGCUGGAGUUAGCAGCACGCUGUGUGAAGAACAACCAAGUUCAUUACACCAAAGAGGACCUGCCUGGAGAGGUGAUGUUGUACUUGGAUUCUGCUAGGCAUUGUCUGAAUCCAAAAUGCUAUGGUGUCUAUUUCAAUGCCCGCGUCCAGCACGUCAAGUUUGUGGAUUUCUGUGGCAAGUAUCGUCUUCCUCUAAUGCAGUACCUAUGCUCACCGGAGUGCUCGCCUGCUAGUCGUAGGAGCAGCUCAGAGUCAUGUAGCAGCAGUGAAGACGCUGACUCAGAGGAUGAGGUCCAGGUUCCACGUAACAAACUCAAGAAAGUUCUACUUGGCUAGAUCCUGGGCUUGGGCAUGUGACGGUGAGGUCCAGGUUCCACGUAACAAACUCAAGAAAGUUCUACUUGGCUAGAUCCUGGGCUUGGGCAUGUGACGGUGAGGUCCAGGUUCCACGUAACAAACUCAAGAAAGUUCUACUUGGCUAGAUCCUGGGCUUGGGCACGUGACGGUGAGGUCCAGGUUCCACGUAACAAACUCAAGAAAGUUCUACUUGGCUAGAUCCUGGGCUUGGGCAUGUGACGGUGAGGUCCAGGUUCCACGUAACAAACUCAAGAAAGUUCUACUUGGCUAGAUCCUGGGCUUGGGCACGUGACGGUGAGGUCCAGGUUCCACGUAACAAAC